Messenger RNA from Gossypium raimondii (Peruvian cotton), 1731 nucleotides. RefSeq names its product protein CASP. The record is from RefSeq and is a predicted model, not a curated record. Gene Ontology annotation, biological process: intra-Golgi vesicle-mediated transport. Gene Ontology annotation, cellular component: Golgi membrane. Lineage: Eukaryota; Viridiplantae; Streptophyta; Magnoliopsida; Malvales; Malvaceae.
UCUCUCAGAUCUAUAUAAGCAGAUUCAAAUUCCCAUAAAUCUUCAUUAGCUCUCAAAAAAAAAAUCAAAUCCUGAGAAUCCGUUUUUUCACACAACGCUAAAAACAGAUCCGAACCCCGCGAAAUGGAUACUCCACAAGGUGGAUCCGACCCGGUUGAAUCCAACCCUUCAUCUUCUUCCGUCUUCAUUGUCUCCAAUUUCUGGAAAGAACUUGAUCUGGAAAAGGAGAAAAGCUUGCUUGAUGGACAAGGACUCAGAAUAGCUGAAAAUCUGGAAAACAGCCAAAAAAAUAGACGGAAGCUUGCGAGAGUACAAGAAGUAUUGUUUUCUCCUACUUAUUUCAAGAAAGCUUCAGCAGAGGAAAAGUUACGCUUAUUUAAUUCAUUGCUUAAGGGUUACCAAGAAGAAAUUGAUAAUCUUACAAAGAGAGCAAAAUUUGGUGAGAAUACUUUCCUGAACAUAUACCAAAAGCUUUAUGAGGCUCCCGAUCCUUAUCCUGGUCUUGCUUCAAUUACUAAAUGGAGAGAUGGGAAGAGAAAUGGCAAAAUGAGAGGAAGGUCCAGAAGCAGAGAGAUCAGGAGGGAUCCCCAAUGGUCUGAUGUCCGCCUCUUUUUAUUAUACCGGGUUGGACCCGGGUCGGGUUAUUAUAUAAUAAAAUAUAUAAUAUAUAUAAAUUAUUAUCAUCGUAUAACAAAACUGUUACUAGAGCUGACACUUUUAAAAAAUUUUAAAUUUCUGGAAGUUGUUAGUGAGGGGAUGAAGAAAGAGCUUCAAACAAGACCAACAGAAAAAUUGGUUGAGGGUUUACGUAAGAAAGUGAAAAUUUUGCAGGCAGUGGGUUAUAACUCAGUCGAGGCUGAAGAUUGGGAAGCUGCUACUAGUGGGGAAGAAUAUACUAGCCAUGAUCAUGUAUCUUAUACUGGUUUUCAGGUCAAACUUUCCGAGAAAAUAUCUUUGCUGGAAACAGAUGAUGGCAAAAUAAGAGAACUCACAGAAAAGGUUAACGAACAACAAAAGCUAAUACAGAAGUUAGAAGAUGAUAUAUUGAAGGGUUAUAGUUCAAAAGAAUGGAAAGGGACUCUUUUUGAUGAUUGGGAUAUUUCAGAGAGUACCGGGAAUGAACUUUCUGAGAACAUAGAUCAGAAGCAAGUUUCCUCAGAUAAAGACCAGGCCUCAAUGCUGAAAGUGAUCUGCAACCAGCGUAAUCGAUUUAGGGCGCGUUUGCAAGAAACUGAAGAAGAAAUAAGGCAAUUAAAGGAGAAGAUAAGGGCACAAACUGCAGACCUAGAGAAAACAAAAACUGACAACGUUAAACUUUAUGGAAAGAUCCCGGACUAUAACCAGGAGAAAGUAAUUUCUAGAGGAUUGAAAAAGUACGCAGAAGAUCUUGAAAGUGGUUUUUCCUCAGAUGUUGAUUCCAAGUACAAGAAGAUGUAUGAGGAUGAUAUUAAUCCCUUUGCAGCUUUCUCUAGAAAGCAAUGGCUCCGACAAAGCCCCAUCGGAGAUAAAAAUCUGAACCUCCCCCGCGGAAUUAAGUUUCAUCUGCUCAUAAUGUCUUCUUUCAUGAUGGCAAGAGAAAUAUAUGUAUAGCGUUGAAAGUAUGGAUAGAAAUUUCAUAAUCUGUACAUAUGUAUGUAUGUGUAGUCUACGUCAUUCAAACAUAAUCUGAUUAGAUACAGUGGAGGCGGAAAAUUUUUAGAGCUAAAAUUAAAUUAUAUAUUUUUACGAUAG